AGAGUUACAUUGUCAUGAUCAGAACUAAUCCAAGUAAAUCUUAAUUAUUCUCUUUUCAAAGAGCCAAUUCUUCUCUUCUUAUCUUACAUACAAGACAUGGCAACUCAACCCCUCCCUCCAUCAAGAACAACAAUUUCACAACUACAAAUGACUCAUGUUGAAGAGAAGAUCAUCAUAGAACAAGUUAAGGAUACACAUAAUCCGAAUGGUGGCAUAGAUGUCGAUGCAAAUUGUCUUCUCAAGAUUGUGGAAGACAUUUUUAAUUUCAAUACGGUUCCUCAAGAAGCAAUGCAAGACAGGUUACAGUUACAAGAACACAUCCAGAAGGAUAUUUCAUUUGUUGUUUUACAACUCUCUUUCGUGAUAGCCUUCACUUGUGUAAGCUAUGAUGAUAGUCACUCAACUGCCAUUUAUCUACUAAGUUUGUUGUCAAAGUAUAUGUGGCAUGCUAAGGGAGUAAUGUUACUCGCAUGUUUUGCAAUCAUCCGAGGGAAAUCUAAAGUUGUCUCACAACCAUGUCAUCGGAAAGGACUAUCUUACAACAUGGCUACUCUAAGAAAUAGUCUAAACUCAAUGAUAUCCUCAGACAAUGAAAUUGUUUUAAAUGACUCAAUAAGAUCCAUGUUUAAUCUCACCGAGCUUAUGGUUGAGCUUCGACAUUCAUCAUCAAUGUUUUUGACGAAUUAUUGGAUCGCAAAAAGUGUUGUUGCCUGCGCUCACUUCCUUAUGUUGGACCUCGAGCCACAAAAUCAUAUCAUGAUGGAACUGUCCAAUGUAUCCACCAAAAUCAAAGAGAUUCUGGCUUCCAGCCUCCCACUACUAGAGGCAAAAAGGGCAGAAGAAAAUUAUCAUGCAUUGUUACAUGCGUUUGAUAAUUCUUCAAAUGUUUUGGACGUUCUUAAAUUAAUAUUUAAUAUCAAAAAUAAUAAAGAGAAGCCAAUUUGGUACCACCAUUUGUUCAAUUAUUUUCCAGGACCAAGGGGAUUAGAUGAGUUUGAAGGAGAGGGAGUGCUACUGCUAAUAUCAUCCCACAAACACUUACCCUUUUAUGCAUAUUUUGCGGCGCCCACAACAGCGAAGGUGAUUUGGGUUCCAAUUAUAAAUGAUCUGGAUGAGCAUAUACAAAUGCCCGAUGAAUUCUCCUACAGAUGUUAUCUUGUAUUGGAUCCACAAAAAUGGAUUGCACCAGCAUUUUUAAGAUUUCUUAAAAAUAAGUGCUUCCCAACUUUUCAAGUUGGGGGUGACCCUAUUGUCAUUUCAUUGGACAAACAUGGAAGAUUGGUUCAUUCUAAUGCACUUCACAUGAUAUUCACAUGGGGAAAUCAACUUUCUGAAUGGACAAUAAUGGGAUCAAUAGGUGGUAUAAUUCCUUCAUUAGAAAAUGAGUUAAGGGAAAGGACUUUAGGUGCUGACCGUGUGAUUGAUGACAUUGACAAACAAAUACAUAAUUUUGCAAUAGAAGUCCGCACCAAGGUCCAUGAUUGGAUGAACGUUAUCGAGAAGAAGAUAAAAAGUUCGUUUCGUUCAUACAAUUACACGCGUGAGAGGGAACAAGAGCUUUGGCUUCAAGAAUCUUGGAAUCUUAAGCUUGUAGUAGGAGCGAGUAAGUACUUGGUGUACAAAAACAGGCUAACCGAGUGGAUUUAUGAUGAUGAAAAGUACACUCUUUUAUGCGGAGGGAAUAAAAUUAAACAAGUUCAAAAAUUUGUACUUAAGGUACAAGAAAUUCGUUCCAAAUUUCAAAUGGAUAUAGAAGUUGUUUACAUUGGAAGAAGAGGAAAAAUGAUUGAUGAAGAUGGGAGCAGUGCAUGUGAUGAUGUAUUUGACCUUGAUGAUUUUAAGAUAUUUUGGGCUCAACUUUAUGGCAUGGCCUCAUCUAGGAUCCAAUAUUUAAAUAAAGUUGGACUUGAUGAAAGGAGUGAUGAAAUUUUGCAAGGACUCAGAAAAUUAUUAUCUUAUGAAGAUGAAUGUACAACAAUUGGAUCAUGGGCUUUGUUGAGCAAAGGGAAAAGAAUAAUUGGAUGUGAUAUGGGAGACAAAAUGUUAGAAGUGUUGAAUGAGUAUGAGAAAUGGAAGAACAAUGCACAUGCCAAUGAUUUUGAACAAGCAUUCAAGGAUUACUAUGAGAUGCUUAAUACUUCUUCUUCUUCAUCUUCUUCCAAUCAACACUCUUAUUAUUGUGCUCUCAAUCACCCAUCUAAUUUGGACAAAAUUUCAGAGACGGUGUCAUGCCCUCAAUGUAACCACAAUAUGCAUAAAUUUGUCACUUUUUCAUGUUGUCAUGAUCCGCCUGAUUAUUUAUACUACUAGAGUUUGUGUUCUACUUGCACUGGUUGUUAGAGUUGUUGUAGUAGUCUACAUGCAUGUAUUAUGUUUGUACUUGUACAUUCAUGGUUGUAAUAUUAUUCAUUGAAUAUACAUACAAAUUAAACCUUUAAUUUGUUCA
This is a messenger RNA of Ipomoea nil (Japanese morning glory), 2446 nucleotides long. RefSeq lists its product as uncharacterized. Bases 97 to 2310 code for a protein of 737 amino acids. The record is from RefSeq and is a predicted model, not a curated record. The transcript has 8 exons. Lineage: Eukaryota; Viridiplantae; Streptophyta; Magnoliopsida; Solanales; Convolvulaceae. Gene Ontology annotation, biological process: phloem development.